Molecule: messenger RNA, 477 nt
Organism: Entamoeba nuttalli P19
Lineage: Eukaryota; Evosea; Mastigamoebida; Endamoebidae
Exons: 1
Coding region: 1-477 (158 amino acids)
Source: RefSeq, a predicted model, not a curated record
AUGAGAAAUUUGACGAAGUUAAUAAUAAUUGGAACAGUUUUAGUUGUGAUAAAUUUAUUUCUUCAAUUUCCUGAUACUGCAAUGACUGUAAAUUUAAUUAAUUGUGAUGAUAUUAGACCAAUAAAAUUAGUAGUAAAAUCCAAAGGAUAUUAUCCAAGACAUUUAUCACAAUGUGGGUGGAAAAUAAAUGACUUAAUGAUACAUAUAGUUUUAUUAGUUAUUCCAUUCUUUCAUAAUCUUCUUGAUCCUUUUUAUCACUUCACAAGAGUACUUAGAAGAAUUAUUAUAUUUACAACUUCACUUCUUUUAUUCUUAUUUUCAACAUAUACACUUAUAGAUUUAAUUCAUUAUCCAACUUCAAUAGUUCAAGAACUCUUUCAUUUUAGUCGUUCUUCAUUUAUAUUUAAUGUACUUUUAGAAUUAUUUUUAUCAAUUUGUUGGUUAAUUUCUGUAUUUACAUCAAUGAAUCUUAGUUAG